Prunus mume (Japanese apricot) is the source of this 720-nucleotide messenger RNA. The record is from RefSeq and is a predicted model, not a curated record. NCBI's taxonomy places the organism in Eukaryota, Viridiplantae, Streptophyta, Magnoliopsida, Rosales, Rosaceae.
AUGGCCAACUCUGAUAGCUCUGCUCUUCCUCCCAAUGACCAAAAUCCUUCCAAUACCAACAACACCAAUGACCAAAGUCCUACGUCCACCAUCAACAACCAACCCCAUCAGCCACCUGCUGUUUCCACCAUCAUUACCAUCAAAUUGACCCGCUCCAACUACCCACUGUGGUUGGCUCAAAUUUCUCCAAUUCUUCGUAGUCGUGAUCUUUUUGGCUACGUUGAUGGCACAGUCCUUUGUCCUCCCAAGUUUCUUCCUGGUAGAGACGAAAGUGUCGUCAACCCUUCUUAUCCCUAUUGGGUCCAGCAAGACCAGACAAUAUUGAGUUGGAUAAACAACUCACUCACUCCGUCUGUGUUGUCUACUGUGGCGUUGUCUCCCACAUCUCGUCAAUCCUGGUUAUCCUUGGAACGUCGCUAUGCAUCCACCUCUCACAACCGCAUCCUUCAUCUGCGUAAUGAGCUUCUUCGCACCGCCAAAGGCGACUUGUCCGUUUCAGAUUACCUGGACAAAAUCAAUUCGAUUGCAGAUAAUCUUGCCCUCGCAGGAAGCCCCAUUAUGGAUCCUGAUCUUGUUACUAUUAUUAUGAACAACGUCGGACCAGCUUUUGAAGUUACUGUUAGUGCUGCACAGGCCAGGGACACUCCGAUUACAUAUGAGGCCUUGGAGGCUCUCUUACUCACUACCGAGCGUCGUCAAGGAUAUAGCACUUAUGAUUGA